Messenger RNA from Xiphias gladius (swordfish), 2299 nucleotides. It is a transcript of the gene arhgdia, whose product is annotated as Rho GDP dissociation inhibitor (GDI) alpha. The coding region runs from base 1 to 729 and encodes 242 amino acids. The transcript is spliced from 6 exons. Gene Ontology annotation, molecular function: Rho GDP-dissociation inhibitor activity; protein binding. Gene Ontology annotation, cellular component: membrane; cytoplasm; cytosol. The record is from RefSeq and is a predicted model, not a curated record. Gene Ontology annotation, biological process: Rho protein signal transduction. Lineage: Eukaryota; Metazoa; Chordata; Actinopteri; Istiophoriformes; Xiphiidae.
AUGUCUUCCGUCAGCGGCAAUUGCCCGAGAUUUUCCUCCGCCGCUUCACUUCGCUUGCUCUCACCACCAUUCACAGGAGACUGUCCCAGCCUACAAGCAGUUGAACGCACCAUGGCAGAGCAGGAACCUACACCAGAGCAGCUGGCAGCGAUUGCAGCAGCCAACGAAGAGAGCGAAAGUGCAGUCAACUACAAACCUCCUGCCCAGAAGAGCUUACAGGAGAUCCAGGAGCUGGACAAAGACGAUGAGAGCCUCCGCAAGUACAAGGAGGCCCUGUUGGGUAACACUGCUGUGGUUGCAGAUCCCACCGCCCCUAACGUCCAGGUGACACGAAUGACCCUGGUAUGUGAGACGGCACCACAGCCACUGGUCCUUGAUCUGCAGGGAGACUUGGAAAACUUCAAGAAGAACCCAUUUGUGCUGAAGGAGGGAGUCGAAUACAGAAUAAAGAUCAACUUCAAGGUCAACAAGGACAUUGUGUCAGGCCUGAAGUACAGUCAACAGUCGUUCAGGAAGGGAGUUAAAGUUGACAAGUCAGAUUACAUGGUCGGUAGCUACGGGCCCAGACCAAAAGAAGAAUACGAGUUCCUCACCACCAUGGAGGAGUCGCCCAAAGGGAUGCUGGCCCGCGGCACCUACAACAUCAAGUCCAAGUUCACUGAUGAUGACAAACACGAUCAUCUCUCCUGGGAGUGGAGCCUCACUAUCAAGAAAGAGUGGAAAGACUGAUUGCCCUUCGCCAUCCUCCAUCAAUGUCUUCCUCUGCUUUGCACCUCUUUCUUUCUCUUGCUGUCAUUCCAUUUUUUUCUGUCUGGAUUACGAGUUAAGAUUUUGCUCUCUCCGUCCAUUGACACCCCCCCCCCCCUACCCUCCCGCUCUUACAGUUUCAUUUCACUUUUCUAAAUCCAAUCACUUCAUCCUUCCUCCCAUAGUAACACUUCAUUUGUUUGCACCUAACCUCUCUGUUAAGUAUCCUUAAAAGUGGAGAAAGCAAACAAUGUGCACAAUCCAGAUUUUGCGGUUAUAGUUUGUUUAUAAAAGAAAAAAUAAGUAAAAAAUAUUAUUUGCUAACUGCUCUUGGAAAAAUGGUGAACUAUGUGAUUCCAUUGCUGCUUGCUGCCUUCUUUCCUUCUCCCUUUUCUUUCUUCUAUUUUUCAGUUUGUUUUGUACCAUUACCAUGAUCUGCCUUGGGAAGCACAGUACAGGAAGCAGUAUGUACGUGGCCACUGGUCAUUGAGCAAUCAUUGCUGGAAACAACUCUUGGACACAGUCCUCCUAAAGCCUUUUGAGCAGAUUAUUUGUACCAGGGUCUUGGUAAAUUAUUUGGAAUUUAGGCCAUGCCUUUUUCAAGUGGUUUAGCACCCUGCAAAUUCUGCUGCGAGAACGAGGGAAACAAAAUUACCUCUGAACCCUUGUGACUCCCUGCUUUAGGUGCAUCUAUUCCUCUCCUGAUCAGGGUAUUUUGGCAGUUAUAUUAGCAGCCAUGUGGCCUUAACAAGAACCCCUAGGAGGAAAUAGAAAACCUAGUUGAGCCAUUUGCCUUCAGACUAUAUUUGCCAGACCAUCAUGUGAGCCUGUUUUUAAUAAUACUUGUAAUAUAUGGGCAGGGAAUCAGGACUAAGGACUUUUUAAUGCCUUUAUUUCAGGUUUGAUGAUUUGUAAAAGCCAUUACAUAUAGAUGUUAAUCAUGUUAGCUCUAUUUACAAACUUUAAUCAUUUAAAAACCGUCUUCACUUCAGUACAUGUAGUUUUCUAAAUAUGAGUCAAAUUAACUUCAUUUACAAUAAUUCUUAAUAGGAGCCCAGGUCGUAUUAAUGGCUUUGUAUUGCCCGGUCUCCUCUCUAGUACCUGAGGCCAUAUUGCCAGUGUGUAUGAGGCAUUACCUUAGUUCCUCCCUGAAUCAAUCACAGGGGCCGUGAAAGCGCUCACCUUGUAUUUCUCUAGUUCAGCAUUAACAAUGCUCGCUGUGCCUCCAGUCUCUUACGACCACAUGCUGCUCCUGCUGACUCGGCGGCACUCUGUGCUCAACAUCAGUGAGGUGAAAACGUCUGUAAUUGACUUCUGAACCAAUAUAGAGACAUCAGUCCCUAACCAGACAAUGAUGGUAAACACACCAUGCUAUAUAAAAGUGUUUCCUUUUUUAUACACUCCAUAAGUAUGUGAAUGGUAUCUGUUUCCACAGCUUCAUUCAGCUGUCAUGGACUGAUGUUUUUCUCUGUGGGUUUGACUCGAUGUGUGCUACUUGUAUUACCUACAGUUAACUGAUAUCCUGUGUUCACAUUAAAGUGUUCAGACUGGG